UCUCUUUUUUUGUUCGCAGAGCCAUGGACCGGACGCGGACCCGGACGCGCCCUCCCUGGACGAGGAGAUGGAGAAGGUGUUCGCCAUGGGCGCGAGCGACAAGUUCAGCCUGGCGCGCCUGUCGCCCAGCGAGCCCAACGAGCCCACGCUGGGCGGCCGUUUCAGGGAGGAGGACCACAGCUACCGGCGCAAGAGCUACCAGCACACCCACUCGCCGCUCAAGCCGCUGCGCCUCCACGAGCUCACGCGCGCCCGCUCCGGGUCCAUGAGGCGCCAGCGGACCUCUGAGCCAGGGGGCAGCCCGGGCGCCUCGGCCCCGGCCUCGGCCCCGGCCUCGGCCCCGGCCGCGCAGCCCGAGGAUCCCUCGUCGCCAAUCACGUCCACGCCGGCCGAGGAGGGCGCCGACAAGGCCCACCCCCUGGCCGGCGUCCUGUACAGCAGCCUGCGGCCCAGCCCCGGCGCCAGCCCCCGCACCAGCCCUCGGCCCAGCCCGCGGCCCAGCCCGCGGCCAAGCCCUCGGCCCAGCCCUCGGCACAGUCACAGCGCCUCGCUAGCCUCGCAGGGCUCGCAGGAGUCGCGGGGGUCCCAGGAGUCGCGAGGCUCAGCCGACACGGAGACGACCCUACCAGCGGGCAGUCUGAAGGAUGAGGUGGUCGACGACGACCCCGACUACGAGCUGGAGCGGCGCGACAGCGUGUCGGAGGCGCUGCUGUCGGAGCGCGCCGGCUCGGGCUCCGGCUCGGGCCUGUACCACGACGUGGACUCGGAGGCGCUCAAGCGGGUGCAGUUCCACAUCGGCGGCAUCGCGGAGGAGCGGAGCGGCACGACGCCCGAGGGCGAGGAGCCGCCGCACGACGCCAGCCAGGACGCGUCGUCGCCGCACCACCCGGGCGACCAGACGGCGUCCCCCAAGGAGGACCGUCGCGCCAAGAGGAAGCACACGCGCCACCACCACCAUCACCAUCACCACCACCGCUUCCAUCGGAAGUUCAGCCUCCAGGAGGACCUGGAGUGGCGGAAGAGGUCGGGGGCCGAGUUCCCUUCGCAGAGCGAGCGGCGUCGAGCCAGUGUGCACCCCGAGGAGGCCGCCACCCUGCACGAGAUGGACCUCGAGAAGCUGACAAGCCACCGCUUCGACGACGUCAAGGGCAUGCGGCGCUUCAAGAUCCUGCACCAGGGCGGCACGGGCGCGCACGCGCACAGCGCGCUCCCCGGCGACCGCCUGGGCUUCUCCAAGCGCGUGUUCGACCACACGCCGCACGAGGUGUUCGUGCAGCUGGACGAGCUGUGCGGCGAGGGCGAGGACCGCGAGUGGAAGGAGACGGCGCGUUGGAUCAAGUACGAGGAGCACGUGGAGGAGGGCGCGGACCGCUGGGGCCGGCCGCACGUCGCCUCACUCAGCUUCCACUCGCUGCUCAACCUGCGCCGCUGCCUCGAGACGGGCGUGGUCAUGCUGGACUGCGAGGAGCACGACCUGCCCGGCGUGGCGUACCGCGUCGUGGAGCAGAUGGUCAUCUCGGAGCUCAUCCGGCCCAAGGACAGGGUGACGGUGAUGCGCGCCCUCCUGCUGCGGCACCGGCACGUCAACGAGCACGAGCGCUUCCGCUUCGGCAUGAAGAAGGCCUCCGUCAGCUACACCAGCCUGCAGUCCCUAGCAGCGGCGGCGGAGGCUGGUCGGUGCCCACUGUGCGCAGAGCCUGACGACUGCGAGUCUUACUACUACCAGUCAUCUUCAUAUAAUUUAAAUGAUGACAAACGGCCAAGGAUUAUUACGCCUCAAACUAAUUUAAAUGCUUCACUGAAAGAUGGUUGCAACAACUCUUCGAAUCACAAUGAUGGGAAACAUAAGGAUAGUCUUGUGAUUGAUAUGAAGGAAGAAACUACUUACAGUUCUUCAACUGAAGACCUCAACAAAAAAGGGACCAACGACACUAUUUUGAAAAGAAUACCUGUGGGAGCAGAAGCAUUGACUGUUUUGGUUGGCUCUGUAGAUUUUUUGGAACAGCCAACUAUUGCCUUUGUUCGAUUGGCAGAAGGAAGUCUGAUGCCAGCUAUCACAGAGGUGUCCAUCCCUGUGAGAUUUAUUUUUAUUUUGUUGGGCCCAGUCAAUGCAGAUAUGGAUUACCAUGAGAUAGGUCGCUCUCUUUCAACUUUAAUGGCUAAUCAGUCAUUUCAUCAAAUAGCCUAUAAAGCUGAACAUAGAACAGAGUUAUUAUCAGCAAUAAAUGACUUCCUGGACUGCAGUAUUGUACUCCCCCCUGGAGACUGGGAGCGUCAAGAUCUCAUUCCUUUUGAUGACAUUAAGGCCAAAAGUGAUGCUAUUCGUCGUCGAAAAACAACCAAACUAUUAGAUACCGAUGAGCUGCAGAAAGCUCUCUUGGAACAAGCUGCAAAGAAAGCUCUUCGCCCUGAUCCCCUAAGACGCACAAAGAGACCAUGGGGAGGUCUUGUUAAUGAUGUUAAACGUCGAUUACCCUUUUAUUUGUCUGAUUUUAAAGACGGUUUCAAUUUACAAACAAUUGCAGCUGCCAUUUUUAUGUAUUUUGCUGCACUCUCAGCUUCUAUCACAUUUGGUGGCCUCAUGGGUGACAAAACUCAAAACAUGAUUGGUAUAUCUGAAACUCUAGUAGCUACCUCUAUAGCAGGUGUUGUCUUUGCGCUUCUUGCUGGACAACCCUUAGUCAUUGUUGGUGCAACAGGACCCCUCUUGCUUUUCGAUGAAAGUCUUUUCAAUAUGUGUAGUUCUAAUGGGAUUAAUUACCUUUCAAUGAGAGUAUUCAUUGGCAUCUGGCUCUUUGUGAUUGCAUUUAUUGUUAGCUGUUUUGAAGGCAGUGUCUUUGUGAAAGUGUUCACACGAUUUACAGAAGAAAUCUUUGCUUCUCUUAUCUGUAUUAUUUACAUUGUUGAAAGUGUAAUGAAACUCUUUAAGAUCUAUGAAACCCAUCCACUCAGGUCAUUGGCUGACUAUUGCGAGGGGUCGGGAAAGUAUAUACCAAUUGGAGCGUUGAGUUCAAUUGAAAACUUCACCACCUUAAAUGAUGACUCAAACGAUUUUGCUGGAGAGGGAACCACAUUAUCUAACACCAGUGUUACUAUUUCACCAACUGGAUAUCGAACUACAAAGGACCUGCCCGUUAGCCAACCAAAUACUGCAUUAUUUUGCACAAUUUUGGCUUUAGGGACGUUUUUUAUAGCUUAUUAUUUGCGUCAAUUCCGCAACAGCAAAUUUCUUGGACGAAGUGCUCGACGAGCAUUAGGAGAUUUUGGUGUACCAAUUGCUAUUAUAGUAAUGGUCUUGAUGGAUUAUUUAAUACCUGGAACUUACACAGAAAAAUUAAAGGUACCAGAAGGUCUUUCACCCUCUAAUCCUGAAGUACGAGGUUGGAUUAUCUCUCCAGCAGGAGGAAGUGAGCCAAUACAGUGGUGGGUAGCAUUUGCUUGUGUAGUGCCAGCUCUUCUAAUCUACAUUCUUCUCUUCAUGGAGACACACAUCUCUGAGCUUAUCAUUGACAAAGAAGAAAGAAAAUUACAGAAAGGCUCUGGCUUUCAUCUGGACAUAGUGUUAAUAUGUUUCCUGAAUAUGGGUUGUGGUUUCAUGGGUGCUCCAUGGGUGUGUGCAGCAACAGUACGGUCCGUAGCUCAUGUAUCUGCUGUCACAGUUAUGUCUAGAACUCACGCUCCUGGUGAUAAACCACACAUCAUAGAAGUUAAAGAACAACGCCUCAGUGCUCUUCUGGUGUCAACAAUGGUGGGGCUUUCAGUUUUAAUGUCGCCUCUACUUCGUCUUGUGCCAAUGUCAGUGCUUUUUGGAAUUUUUCUGUACAUGGGCAUAUCUUCAAUAGCAGGUAUUCAAUUUUUUGAACGCCUUAAACUAUUUUUUAUGCCUGUAAAACACCAUUCAUCUGCACCCUAUGUCAGAAAGGUUGCAACAUUCAAGAUGCAUAUGUACACAUUGAUUCAACUGCUAUGUUUAGUAGCUUUGUGGGUUGUAAAAUCAACUGUACUAUCACUAGCAUUCCCAUUCUUCUUGUUACUGAUGGUUCCUCUUAGAGCUCAAUUGAGUCGUGUGUUUACACCAAUUGAACUGAGAGCUCUGGACAGCAACAAACCUGAUGAUGAUGAUGAUGAACCUGAUUUCUAUGCAGAAGCUCCACUUCCAGUUUAAGAAACUGUAAUGUAACCAUUCCAAAGUACUCAGGUAAUACUACUCAAGAGGCCUCCCAGUUAUGGCUAAAAGUAUGUAUUAUACAAUACAUCUUGGACAGAAAAAGGAAGAUGUCCUCUGAAAUGAGAGUUUUACAAAAAUGUUGUAAAUAAAAGUAAACCAGUGUGACAAAAAGUGACAACAUGGUGACAACUCAUCAUAUAUGUAUAUAUAUUUGGGCUGUGGUGCGUAAUGUCAGUACCUGGUCUUCUUGACUGGCAGAAAUGCACAAUGAUUACAUUCUUAUUCCUAAGGAGUUAUGUGAACCCCAAGGGGAAGUAUAUGUAUAUAGCAUUUUCUCUUCCUACUUGAAAUAUGAAUCAAGUACAUUGUAUAUUACUUAGAUUAUUUCAUUAGAUUUUUUAAAAUAGCUCAAUUUAACAAAUUUUAAUGAAAUUAUUUUUAACAGUAUUUAAGUAAAUUUUCCUGUGAUUCUAAACAAAUUAUAUCAUAAUGUAGAGAUGACAAGUAAGAUUUGUGCCUUUUCAGUAUCUUUUAUGUAUUACUAUCAUAGUCUUAGAUAAAUAUUUUGAGAUUUUAUGGAGAGAUUGAUCUAUGUGAUGAGUUAGGUAGGAUUUAUGUGAUUGCAGCAAAGAUAGAUGUUACUUUGAUCAACUUCAGAUAAGAAACUAGACCAAAUUGGUAGAAUUUUAUAAACAAAAUCCACAAAUAUGCACAGAAUUACUUAAACUUAUUAAACACGUGCAGCAGCAUUCAAUUUUUGCGGCUCAAAAUUUUGUUGCAGUAAGCGCAAUGAACGGUUCAGCAUGUUUUGUUGAGUCCUGGCAAAUGCUCACUCUGUUAAGACAUGUAGAUGCAUAAACCAUGCAUAAACUGCAUUUGUCUAGUCCGCUGAUGUGCUUACCGGAAAUAGUGGUGCCCACCCUUGUUCUUGGUGCUGAAUACCUGGUCACCAGAUUAACCCCUUUUGUCUUUGAGGUAUAUGAGGUACACAACAAUUUGAGAGGUUCAGCUUCCGCUACUCUGCCCUGCAAAUUAUUUAACUAUGCCGCUACACCUUGGCUACGCAGAGUAAAUUCUUGGCAAGAUACAUACAACUCAUGAUCAAUACCUUUGCAUACAUUGAUAGGACAAAUUGAGGCACAUUGUGCGCACAGCACAGAAAAGACACUGUAAUCCCAUAUAUGCACACUAUUUUUGUUGAAUCUAUUACUGUAUUCAUUAAGGAAAUGCUGCAGACUCCAUUCCUGUGAUAAUCUCUUGUGAACCGAAAUAUAGAAGCUAUCACUAUUUUUUUCGUGCAUUGCCUGUAGCAUUAAGUAUAUUGUCUGCUCAAAAGAAUCUGGUGCUUGAUGUUUUAUUUAUUUUUAAAUGAAUGUUCUGUAGGAGAGUCCAUUACAGUACUAAGCCCUGCUAAUGCAUAUUUGUGCUAGUGCCAAAAAACUGUCUAUAGACACUCCUCAAUUUGUUUGUUCUCUUACAAAGGAACUAUAUGCAUUCAAUGAAAAUACAAAUACAGUAAUCUAAGCAGAAUAACUAGAUCAGAAUGCACACAUCAAAUAUUGUGAGGUAUGUGUAGAAAACAAUGAAAGUAGCUGCACUGCAAUUACCUAAUUAGAUUGAGGCUACACUUAUUCCAAGUAGGGUAAAAAAAUGAAAACAGAACUGCUUAUAGCUUUGUUGAAAAAAUUUCUGUAAUUUCUUUAGAAAACAAACAAACUUGCUUUCACUGUUGGCUGUUUUUUGGUGGGGAUUGGAUUGGGUGAUAUUAGUUGUGAAGAUUUGUUUCAUAAAACAGCUCUACUUCUUUCAAAUGUAAUUUUCACAGAAGUCAAUAUUGUUGUAUCAAUAGUUUAAGGCCAUGUCAUUUUCUAUGCUUGAGAAAACCCUUUCUUGAGUUGUAUGAAAACUUCGUAAUGUGAAGAGAGCUUUCACAUUACAAACUGAUAAGAAAACUUCAAACUAUGAAGUGGUUUAGAUGUGACUUACAACACAUUAAUCUGAAUCCAACUACAUACUAGUUUGUUGGUAAUUCUUUGAAAGCUGGUAUAUUUUUGACAAUUUUGACUAAAGGCAUAUCUUUAGUGUCACCAGUAUUAUUCACUGUACUUCCCUUGUACUGUUUCAUAACCUGAGCUAUCUUGAAUAAAUGGAACUAUUUAUUUAAUUCAA
Messenger RNA from Frankliniella occidentalis (western flower thrips), 6337 nucleotides. RefSeq names its product band 3 anion transport protein-like. NCBI's taxonomy places the organism in Eukaryota, Metazoa, Arthropoda, Insecta, Thysanoptera, Thripidae. Gene Ontology annotation, molecular function: monoatomic anion transmembrane transporter activity; solute:inorganic anion antiporter activity. The record is from RefSeq and is a predicted model, not a curated record. The coding region runs from base 68 to 4165 and encodes 1365 amino acids. Gene Ontology annotation, biological process: bicarbonate transport; transmembrane transport; monoatomic anion transport. The transcript is spliced from 21 exons. Gene Ontology annotation, cellular component: plasma membrane.